UCUUCAUCAGCUGAUUGCAGUCGAAUGACAGAUCAGUGACAGGUUUCCGCGUGUUAUCCACUGUUUGUGAAAUUUCGUUGCAGCUUUGUUUGCUUAUAGUAAUUUGAACACUGAACAAUAUACGAUUGUAUCGUACAAGGAUAUAUCGAGAUGGAGCCGCAGGAUAUUUAUUAUAACAAGGCCGAAUAUGUUGAAACGGCUUCAGGAAAUAAGGUUAGCAGGCUGACAGUACUAUGCGGCUCGCAGAACAUUGUAUUGCACGGAAAAGUAAUAGUACAAUCUGACGCUAUCAUUAGAGGUGAUCUGGCCAAUGUCAGGACUGGUCGUUAUUGCAUAAUUAGCAAGAAUGCAGUCAUCCGACCGCCUUUCAAGAAAUUCAGCAGAGGGGUUGCCUUUUUUCCUUUAACAAUGGGAAAUCACGUGUUUGUGGGAGAGCGGGCCAUCGUAAAUGCAGCAUUAGUUGGUUCUUACGUUUACAUAGGGAAGAACGCCAUAAUCGGCAGGCGAUCGGUCCUAAAGGACUGUUGCUAUAUCGAGGACGAUGCGGUCGUACCACCUGAAACUAUUGUGCCGUCCUUCACACGUUUCGCUGGCAGUCCGGCGACAUAUGUCGAAGAGCUGCCUGAGUGCACGCUGGAUCUCAUGGUAGAUUUCACGAAGAACUAUUACGAACACUUCUUACCGGCGCGGAUUUAACGUUUGUCCAGCGAUACACAACGGUAGUUUACAGUCAAAAGGUUUGUUCUUUUCAGCAGUGUAUUAUAUUGAGAGAGUGAUUUUGUCACUCGUAAUAAAAUAUAAUCAAUUAUUAGAGUGAGAAAGAGAAGAAAGAAAAAAAUUUAGGAAAAACCACAGCUGUGUAAGAAAGUACAGCUGAAAAGAAUAGAUCUAAGCUCGGCCGCAUAAAUUUUGUAAAUUUGUUACAUUUUUUCCUUUGGAUAAGUAAAUAAUGUCCUAUUCUUUUUGUAAUAUAAUUAAAAAUAGAAUAUCUUGUAUAUAUUUAUGCGUAUGUAUCGCAAUCUUGAAAUCACUGUCGCGGCCGAUUUUGACUGUAUAAAUCAUUCUAUUUAACUGCAUCCUAUUUAUACGCAUUUAUCCCUAGAUUAAAUGCAUACAGGGUCAUUAACGAAAGGAUCUAUUACAUUUCGCACAUAUUUACUUUAUAAGUAAUUUAUUUCACAGUGUUACAUAGAUGUCAAAAUAAUUUUCUUUUUAAAUGGAUAUGCGUAUGUACUUUCUAAAGUAAAUACUAUUCAUACCUAAAAAACAAAAAUUUCAUAAAUUUUAUAUUAAACAAAAUAAAAAUAUUUAUAAUUUAUAC
Formica exsecta is the source of this 1321-nucleotide messenger RNA. Its product is annotated as dynactin subunit 5-like. The coding region runs from base 151 to 696 and encodes 181 amino acids. The transcript is spliced from 4 exons. NCBI's taxonomy places the organism in Eukaryota, Metazoa, Arthropoda, Insecta, Hymenoptera, Formicidae. The record is from RefSeq and is a predicted model, not a curated record.